This is a messenger RNA of Helianthus annuus (common sunflower), 677 nucleotides long. Its product is annotated as myosin-6-like. Lineage: Eukaryota; Viridiplantae; Streptophyta; Magnoliopsida; Asterales; Asteraceae. The transcript is spliced from 2 exons. The record is from RefSeq and is a predicted model, not a curated record. Bases 1 to 657 code for a protein of 218 amino acids.
AUGAUUAAGGAGCGGGGUGAUUGGGAAAAGUAUCGUGAACGUUUGUUGAGGCAAGUCAAGGACUUUGAGAAGAUGAAAGCUAACUUUAGUGAGGAAAAAGCCAAGUUCGAGUCUGAUAGAAAAUCUGAGGAGUGGGGCCGCGAGGGCUUAUGGGGCAAGCUUCGUGCUGCUGAGGAUCUCUUGGCGAAAGAGCGUGCUGAUUGGAAGGAGAUAUGCAAAAAGGAUAAUCAGCCCAUGUAUGCAGUUCGCACCAAGAUUACCGACCUUGAGGCCCAAAAUGCCACAUUAAUGAAGAAGGUUGAGGAUGUUGAGGCUGACAAAGAGCGUGCUGAGGCUAAGUUAAAGGCUCAAUUGGCGAGCAAGGACAAGGACUUGCAUGCCAAGGAUGUGGAGAUUACGGAGUUGAAGCGUAGAUUGCGUGAGCAGACUGACAAGAGCGAAUCGUUGGAGACUGAUUUGGAGGCUGAAAGAGUUAAGGCCGCUACCGCUGAGGAGGCCAAACAGAAGGCCGAUGAGGCGCGAGAGAUUAGCACCUCUGCUCUUAAUGUAGCCCAAAACAAUUAUGCUGAAGCUCAAUCAAUCGUAGAUACGCUGGUCUCCGAGGUUGAAUGGAUGCGCGGUAGAGGGGUAGUCCUGGUAAGGUCCUCCUCUUUUUAACUUAGGUUUUAUUUUUGUUG